This is a messenger RNA of Sinocyclocheilus grahami, 543 nucleotides long. RefSeq names its product probable E3 ubiquitin-protein ligase HERC3. Gene Ontology annotation, cellular component: cytoplasm. Gene Ontology annotation, biological process: protein ubiquitination; ubiquitin-dependent protein catabolic process. The transcript is spliced from 5 exons. The coding region runs from base 23 to 472 and encodes 149 amino acids. Gene Ontology annotation, molecular function: ubiquitin protein ligase activity. NCBI's taxonomy places the organism in Eukaryota, Metazoa, Chordata, Actinopteri, Cypriniformes, Cyprinidae. The record is from RefSeq and is a predicted model, not a curated record.
CAUCGGGGAGAAUGGAAGCGAUAUGAGGGGUUUAUCGGCAGAAUUCUUCUCCCUCCUUUCCCAGUCUCUUCUGAAAUGGGAGAAGAAGGUGCUGGAAGUCCAUGAGAGUUCACUGGUUUGGUUCAAUCCUGAUGGCAUGCAAGCUAAUAGAGAUUUUUACUAUCUUGGCGUUAUCUGUGGAAUGGCGCUCUACAACCAUCAUUAUAUAAACAUUGGCUUCCCUCUGGCCUUGUUCAAGAAACUCCUCCAGCAGAGUCCCACUCUGAAUGAUCUGGAGGAACUAUCUCCUGUGGAGGCCAGAACUUUGAAAAGCCUUCUUGAGGAGGACGAGGAUGAAGUAGUAGAUACGUUCAGUUUCGAUUUCACGGUCAAAGGAAAAAAGCUCAUCCCAAAUGGAGAUCAAAUUCGAGUGACCAAAGCUAAUAGAAAUAUGUGGAUUUGUAUGUCGACUUCGUUUUCAACAAGUCAGUGAAGAAACAGUUCGAGCAUUUUUCAGAAGGUUUCUUUAAGGGCUGUCCACUUGAUGCCUGGAGCAUGUUCCAC